This is a messenger RNA of Neodiprion virginianus, 1625 nucleotides long. Its product is annotated as brain protein I3. Bases 412 to 789 code for a protein of 125 amino acids. The record is from RefSeq and is a predicted model, not a curated record. The transcript has 3 exons. NCBI's taxonomy places the organism in Eukaryota, Metazoa, Arthropoda, Insecta, Hymenoptera, Diprionidae.
AGUAUAGAUGGUACUAUGUCGUUGUUGUAAGAGAGCAGAGAUUGGGAGCAUAAUGAAGCAAUAAAAUAACAAAUCGCAAGUGUUGAAAUGAGUAUUCGUUAUCGCAAAAGUUGGAGUAUCUCCCAAUGUUGUUCAUCAGUGGCUGUAGUAUGAUAACGUAACGUGGAAUUCAUCUGUAUAAUUCUAUUCGCUCUACGAAUAAUAUUCCAGCAAGUUAUAAGGAUAUUCGAGCUAAUUGUUGCGCAAUUCGACGAGCUGUCACCGAUGUAUAAUACCUCAUAAUUCUCUCUGUUGUACGUCUAUGUGCCGACUGCAUAAAUAGCUUUUGACAGAUCUACACUUCGCCGUGAUUCAUUAGAUUACUGUUCUCAUCGGUGACUGCGGUUUUAACAACACAUCAGAGAUAUAGCCAUGGAAAAACAACCCUUAAAACCAGGAAAUGAUAGGCCUCCACCCUACUCUGCUACUGAACCUCCGAUCAUUUCGACGAAUCCGCCGCAAGCUGAUUCGUGGCAGCCACCUCCGGGGUAUUAUCCGCGAAAUGGAACACCUAUCCAGGGUUCCUACUUGCCAUCCUACGGAGCAACUGAACCUGCGACCACAACGACUGUGAUUGUCCCCGAAAUAAUCCUCGUCGGCGCCUGCCCUGCCUGCAGAGUGGGCAUGCUGGAGGAUGAUUAUACGUGUCUGGGCCUCUUCUGUGCGAUAUUUUUCUUUCCACUUGGAAUAUUGUUUUGUCUGGCUUUGAAAAAUCGGAGAUGUUCAAAUUGUGGCGCUUACUUCGGUUGAGAAUACGGCGGUAACGGCCAGAAAAAUGGAGAAUAGUUAUAUAUGUUUGUGCAAAUCCAUAGAUAUGUAUAGAAACAAAAUUCCAUGUGCCUUAAAAUGUAUAAAAUUUAUCACAAGACUCGUGAAUUACUUAUAAUAUAUAUUAUACAUAGAUAACAUCACUCGAGUUCGCUGAUCAAUCCUAUAACGCAUCUACAAUAUACUACAAUUUAUACGUUAUAAUCGAGAGAUAUAGACAUGUUGUCGUUGCAGCGAGUAAUUAGCUCGCACAGCUGACUCGCCCGGUUUGAAAGUGUAUGUGCACGUAAAAUUAAUGAUCCGGAGUUGCCACGAUCAUUUUUAACAAGUGAUGAAAUGAAAAACCAAUAUAAGUAUGUGUGUAUUAUAAAUGCAGUUGAUUGAACCGCGAUUGAAUUCAAGAAUAUAACAACGUCUACAAUUUGUAUGACGCGAGUUUUUAACUUUUUAUUUUUUUUAAUUCUUUAUUUACAAAGCCCUCCGCCCAAGGUUACUGUACAGAAUAACUGGAGAAAUCUAUACGAUUCAAAAUAAAGAAUUCGCUGCCUUGUUUCUGGCUCGCGGGAUAUUUCGGUCGCGGUCAAAUGAACGCGCUCGUCGCUAGAGAAGGUCGAAGAUUUAAUCGUAAUUAUGUAUGAAGCGAAAUAUUCUGAAAAAAAGAUCUAACACUACACGAAAUAACAGCAGCAUCCCUACUUUUUGAUAUCAGCAUUGGGGUCAGACAUUUGAAACCAACACUGUGUGGUGGUAAAAAUUAUACCCUAUCAAGAGAGUUAUAUUUAAUUAUAAAAUGCAAUGCUUUACCGCAGUUGAUUUAG